Folsomia candida is the source of this 996-nucleotide messenger RNA. RefSeq names its product exoskeleton protein RP43. Lineage: Eukaryota; Metazoa; Arthropoda; Collembola; Entomobryomorpha; Isotomidae. The record is from RefSeq and is a predicted model, not a curated record. The coding region runs from base 84 to 872 and encodes 262 amino acids. The transcript has 5 exons.
CCAGUCCACGCGGUGUGUCCAGUCCAGCCUAUAAAGUGUUGUCAAACCCCCUCAACUAUGAUCAAAAUUAACCGGUCUCCAAAAUGCAUUCAUCCUCAGCAUUAGUAGCUCUCAUCCUCGCCUUGGUUGUCGUGACUUCGGCCAUUCCCAAACCUCGUCAAAAUGCUCCCGAGGAUCCCGAACCCAUUUUAAGAGUUACAACAUGUGGCGGCUUUGUUGAGGCGUCUUCUGCCACGAUAGAUUUCCAACCUGGUGGAUCCAUCAGAGCAGAUAUGCGAUGCAUUUGGACUGUAAGGGCUACAUACGAUUCGCAACGAUUUAACCUCGUCUCAUCCGGCCUGAGCGAGAACGACGGCCUUUAUGUGACCGAGUAUAUUGUUAUUCCGGGGGCACAACAGAAAUUGACAACUGUUGGUCAGAAUUACACCGUAGGGACGAAAACAGUCCUCGUGACUUUAAGCGUUGGCCACGCCCCCACGUUUGGAUUUAGUUUACAGUUUUUCUCCAGCGGUUCCAGCACGAAUCAUAUGUUGAGCGGUCAUGCCGAGCUGGUGGGAACGAGGGGGAAUUUCUCUUACCCGAAUAAUGGGAUUCCUUAUCAAAAUUAUGAAAUCGCCCUAUUUACCAUCAGUCCGUCCAUCCCGGCCCAACCAACCUUGAGGUUCACGGCGAUGGCACUCGAAAGUGAUUCACUCUGCCAGUACGACUCUGUCAGAACGUUUACUUGGUUCAAUGAUCAAUAUUCUCAGGUGGCAAGAAUUUGCGGAAGUACUAUUCCGCCCAGUCUGACUCUCCAAGGGGGCCUUGGGCUCAUCUCGUUUACGACGGACUCUAGCAUUACUGGGGCAGGAUUCUCGUUUGAAUGGGAGUAAUGGGGAAUCAAAUGCGAAAUUUAAAACUGACUGCUGAUCUAUGUACUCAUGUUAUUAUUGUUACCAGUAUUCUAAGCUAAUGCUUUUUAAUAAAUGUGAUGUAAUAUACUGUGAUACACUUACA